Molecule: messenger RNA, 834 nt
Organism: Thlaspi arvense
Lineage: Eukaryota; Viridiplantae; Streptophyta; Magnoliopsida; Brassicales; Brassicaceae
Source: the annotation of a GenBank genome assembly
AUGAUCCAAGUUCAUCUACUUAACCGAACCGGAAGCGACGGAAGCAACAACCCCCUCUAUAAAGUCCUCCACCAUGCUGGCAACUUCUAUGCUUCAAAAGUCGUAUCUUACGGCGGUAAUGAAAACAUCCGCCGUCAAAUUCUCAGGCGAUUGAGCAUCGUCUUCGGUCUUGACCAUCCAAAUGUGAUCAAGUGCCACGGUGUGCUCGACAAAGCAGACAGUGGCGAGAUCCAAAUACUCCUCGACUACAUGGAUGGGUCCUUAGAAGGAGUCCACGUACCGGAGGAGACGUCAAUUGCUACCCUUGCCUGUCAGAUUCUCUCCGGCUUGUCCUAUUUUCACGAGAGAAAAUUUGUCCAUGGCGAUGUGAAACCGUCCAACCUUCUGGUCGAUACCCUGAUGCAGGAGGUAAAAUUAACUGAAUUCGGGUUGUCUAGAAUCAUAACUCAAACGGCAGGUCCGUGGGGUUUGUCGAUGAUAGGUUACCUAAGUCCUAAAAGAAUCAACACUGAUUUGAAUUGGGGGAUGUACGAUGGUUGCAGUGGGGAUAUAUGGGGACUUGGAUUGAGCCUUCUUCAAAUCUAUAUGGGUAGGUACCCUUUUAUUGACAGCAUUGAGCGGCUGGAUGACGUAGCCAGGAUUUUAUUUGUAAUCUGCAUGUGGGAGCCGCCGGCGCCGCCGGUUACUGCGUCGAGGGACUUUCGGGACUUCAUUUCUUGCUGUUUGCAGAGAGAUCCGCCCAAGAGAUGGACCGCCAGCCAAUUACUGGGGCACCCUUUCAUUUUGCGGAGCACUUCGCACGCCGUUGCCGGCGCAUCAACGGUCCAGGAAUAG